UCCAUUCAGGAUAGCCAGUUUUGCGCCUCCCAAAAGAAAAAAAACAACUGUUUGGUCUUGAAGGAUUGUUGUACCCCAUGUUAUCUUAAUUGUUGGCGUGUCAAUAUUGGGUAAGACAUCUCUACCCAAAAAUAUAUUCUGAUUAAGUGAUAAGAUCAUAGUUUUUGGUUUUUCUUUUACCUGAUCCUGGCAUACCAACAAUUGAGAUAACAUCUAGGUUUGACAAUCUUUUGAUUAUUUAUUUUAUAUUUGCAUACAUGGGUUGUUGUUAGUCUAUACUUGAACAAAAGUAUUGUUGGGUAAGACAUGAUAGAGGGGAUUGAGUAUAUUUUUUGGUUUUAUACUUAGUUCAGGCAUGCCAACUAUUGAAAUGGCGUCUAGGUUUGACGAUACAUUAAGUAGUUGAUCUCCAGUAUGAGCACUGUGGCAGGAUCUGUCUUAUCAAUAGAAGUUUGUGUUCUAGUAUCUUUACUCUGAACAAUAAAGAUAGAACAUGUCAAGUGCCUUGGCUAAUGGGCUGGCCGGAGCUGGUGGAGGCUUAAUUGCACAAAUAAUUACUUAUCCCCUCCAAACGGUCAAUACUCGGCAGCAAACUGAGAGGGUCGCGAGAAAGGGUUGCGAUUCUCGUGGCAGUGCUCUGUUUCAAAUCCUGCAGGUGGUUAGAAGUGAAGGGUUGUUGGGUCUUUAUAGCGGCCUAAAGCCUUCACUUCUUGGAACUGCCAUGUCGCAAGGUGUGUACUAUUAUUUUUACCAGGUUUUCAAGAACAGAGCUGAGGCUAUAGCAUUCGCAAAUAAGAAAAGAGGCCGAGGGGACGGUUCUGUUGGGAUGCUUUCUUGGCUUGUUGUGGCAGGUCUUGCUGGUUCACUAAAUGUAUUGCUGACAAUUCCUAUAUGGGUUCUCGUUACUCGUAUGCAAACUCAUACACAAGCCGAAAAGAAUGUCAUGGAGGCAAAAAGGGAGACCCUAUUAAAGAAAGCUUCUCAAAAUGUAUUGUCAGCUUCUGCCUUGGAAGCAAAACUAGCCGAGCUUGAUUCAGUAAAACCUCUUCCCUACGGAACAUUGCAAGCAGCACGAGAGGUUUAUAAUGAAUCAGGAGUUAGAGGAUUCUGGAAAGGAGUUAUCCCAUCAUUAAUCAUGGUGUCUAAUCCCUCGAUUCAGUUCAUGAUUUAUGAGAGCUUGUCAAAGCAGUUAAGGACUAAACGUACUGUAAAGAAAAAUAUAACUGCUUUGGAGGUUUUUGUAAUUGGAGCCUUAGCUAAACUUGGAGCAACUGUUUGCACAUAUCCUUUGUUGGUUGUGAAGUCGAGGCUUCAAGCAAAGCAGGAGAUCAGUGGAAAUGUGUCAUUAAGAUAUUCGGGUACAUUUGAUGCUAUUAUUAAGAUGAUUCGUUAUGAAGGAUUCGGAAGCUUCUAUCAGGGAAUGCGAACAAAGAUUGUGCAGAGCGUCUUUGCAGCCUCCGUACUUUUCAUGUUGAAGGAAGAGCUCGUCAAAGUCUAUGCCAUUUUGGCUAGCAGCAAAAGCAAGGCUAAUGUAUAGCUUGCAGUCAUUAAGUGACUGUAAAUCACUUUGCUGCAUAAUGGUUAAUGACUGUACUGUAUUCAAGUUAUGUGGGUGAAAUAUCUAAUAUAUUCUCUAGGAAAAAGCCACUGUUCAGAUUAAUAUUCUCAAUAAAGCACCUUGAAAUGAAAAAGUAGCUCAGGUGAAGACUAUUAUUUGUUAA
Molecule: messenger RNA, 1721 nt
Organism: Lycium ferocissimum
Lineage: Eukaryota; Viridiplantae; Streptophyta; Magnoliopsida; Solanales; Solanaceae
Product: peroxisomal nicotinamide adenine dinucleotide carrier-like
Exons: 2
Coding region: 494-1537 (347 amino acids)
Biological process (GO): transmembrane transport; nucleotide transport
Source: RefSeq, a predicted model, not a curated record